Pipistrellus kuhlii (Kuhl's pipistrelle) is the source of this 8442-nucleotide messenger RNA. It is a transcript of the gene GRM5, whose product is annotated as glutamate metabotropic receptor 5. NCBI's taxonomy places the organism in Eukaryota, Metazoa, Chordata, Mammalia, Chiroptera, Vespertilionidae. The record is from RefSeq and is a predicted model, not a curated record. The transcript is spliced from 11 exons. Gene Ontology annotation, molecular function: G protein-coupled receptor activity involved in regulation of postsynaptic membrane potential; adenylate cyclase inhibiting G protein-coupled glutamate receptor activity. Gene Ontology annotation, cellular component: postsynaptic density membrane. Bases 656 to 4396 code for a protein of 1246 amino acids. Gene Ontology annotation, biological process: trans-synaptic signaling by endocannabinoid, modulating synaptic transmission; regulation of synaptic transmission, glutamatergic; G protein-coupled glutamate receptor signaling pathway.
AGCCAGUUCUGUACCUGCUCCCCCAGCUCCUCUCUGAGUGACACGCCACCCACGCCUCCCCGCACAGCUCUUCCUCCGCGGCUCCUGGAGGGGAGCUGAGGAGCUGCAGAGGGAGCCCGAGGCUCCCCUCGCCCGAACCCCGAGACCGGGAGGCUUCCAGACACUUGUCACCCAAAGGAGCCUGUGCCCAGAUCGUCCCCCCCCCUCGCGUCCCCGCGGCGCUGUGGGAGCGGGAGCCAGCUCUGCGCUGCGCUCCGGGCUGCGUCUGCCCGAGUGCGGCACGUGCCGCCGGCGCUGGGGGGAGAGCAGCAAGCGCCACCGCCUCGGGCCGCGCUCCCGCUGCCGCCGCCGCCGCCUCUGCCGCCGCUGCCACUAGCGCUCCGGCUGCAGCCGAGGCCGCUAACCGAGCGCAGGACGCCGCCCGCUGGAGCCGCUAGCCGGGGGGCGCAUCUGGUUUUGAAGAUCAUGAUCACGUGGAUUCAUCUAACUAAACGGUACCUGGGGACAUGGUGGUCCUUUAGAGAGCGCAUCUAAAUUACUGGCUAAUUUCUUGGUUUGCCAACUCAGCGUAGGACCUUGUUUGAUUCUCUCUAUCAGAACUCUCCUAAGUUUUCCCCACCAUGCUGUCUUUAUUAGCUUGAACUCCUUUCCUAAAAUGGUCCUUCUGUUGAUCUUGUCAGUGCUGCUUUUGAAAGAAGAUGUCCGUGGGAGUGCACAGUCUAGCGAGAGGAGGGUGGUGGCUCAUAUGCCGGGUGACAUCAUUAUUGGAGCUCUGUUUUCUGUCCACCACCAGCCCACUGUGGACAAAGUUCACGAGAGGAAGUGUGGGGCAGUCCGCGAACAGUAUGGCAUUCAGAGAGUGGAAGCCAUGCUGCACACCCUGGAAAGGAUCAACGCAGACCCUACCCUCCUGCCCAACAUCACCCUGGGCUGUGAGAUAAGGGAUUCCUGCUGGCACUCGGCUGUGGCCCUAGAACAGAGCAUUGAGUUCAUAAGGGACUCCCUCAUUUCCUCAGAAGAAGAAGAAGGGCUGGUGCGCUGUGUGGAUGGCUCUUCCUCCUUCCGAACCAAGAAGCCCAUAGUAGGGGUCAUUGGGCCUGGCUCCAGUUCUGUGGCGAUUCAGGUCCAGAACUUGCUCCAGCUUUUCAACAUACCUCAGAUUGCUUACUCGGCAACAAGCAUGGAUCUGAGUGACAAGACCCUGUUCAAGUACUUCAUGAGGGUUGUGCCUUCAGAUGCCCAGCAGGCUCGGGCCAUGGUGGACAUAGUGAAGAGGUACAACUGGACCUAUGUGUCAGCUGUGCACACGGAAGGCAACUACGGAGAAAGUGGAAUGGAAGCUUUCAAAGAUAUGUCAGCCAAGGAAGGAAUCUGCAUUGCUCACUCUUACAAAAUCUACAGCAACGCGGGGGAGCAGAGUUUCGAUAAGCUGCUGAAGAAGCUCAGGAGUCACUUGCCCAAGGCCCGGGUUGUAGCCUGCUUCUGUGAGGGCAUGACCGUGCGAGGACUGCUGAUGGCUAUGAGGCGCCUGGGUCUAGCUGGAGAAUUUCUGCUUCUUGGCAGUGAUGGCUGGGCUGACAGGUAUGAUGUGACGGAUGGAUAUCAGCGAGAAGCUGUUGGUGGAAUCACAAUCAAGCUCCAAUCUCCCGAUGUCAAGUGGUUCGAUGAUUAUUAUCUGCAGCUACGGCCAGAAACAAACCUCCGAAACCCUUGGUUUCAAGAGUUUUGGCAGCAUCGUUUCCAGUGUCGGCUGGAAGGGUUUGCACAGGAGAACAGCAAAUACAACAAGACCUGCAACAGUUCUCUGACUCUGAGAACACAUCAUGUUCAAGAUUCCAAAAUGGGAUUUGUGAUCAAUGCGAUCUACUCCAUGGCCUAUGGCCUUCACAAUAUGCAGAUGUCCCUCUGCCCAGGCUAUGCGGGCCUCUGUGAUGCAAUGAAGCCCAUCGAUGGACAGAAACUUUUGGACUCCCUGAUGAAAACCAAUUUUACUGGGGUUUCCGGAGAUAUGAUCUUAUUCGAUGAGAAUGGAGACUCUCCAGGAAGGUAUGAAAUAAUGAACUUCAAGGAAAUGGGAAAAGACUAUUUUGAUUAUAUCAAUGUUGGAAGCUGGGACAAUGGAGAAUUAAAAAUGGAUGAUGAUGAGGUAUGGUCUAAGAAAAACACCAUCAUCAGAUCCGUGUGCAGUGAACCAUGUGAGAAAGGCCAGAUAAAGGUGAUCCGGAAGGGAGAAGUCAGCUGUUGCUGGACCUGUACACCAUGUAAAGAGAACGAGUAUGUCUCUGACGAGUACACCUGCAAGGCAUGCCAACUGGGGUCCUGGCCCACCGAUGACCUUACAGGUUGUGAGUUGAUCCCAGUACAGUACCUUCGCUGGGGUGACCCCGAGCCCAUCGCAGCUGUGGUGUUUGCCUGCCUCGGCCUGCUGGCCACGCUGUUUGUCACCGCGGUCUUCAUCAUUUACCGCGACACCCCCGUGGUGAAGUCCUCCAGCAGGGAGCUCUGCUACAUCAUCCUCGCUGGCAUCUGCCUGGGCUACUUAUGCACCUUCUGCCUCAUCGCCAAGCCCAAGCAGAUUUACUGCUACCUUCAGAGAAUCGGCAUCGGGCUCUCCCCGGCCAUGAGCUACUCCGCCCUGGUCACCAAGACCAACCGCAUUGCCAGGAUCCUGGCUGGCAGCAAGAAGAAGAUCUGCACCAAGAAGCCCCGGUUCAUGAGUGCCUGCGCCCAGCUGGUGAUCGCUUUCAUUCUCAUCUGCAUCCAGCUGGGCAUCAUCGUCGCCCUCUUCAUAAUGGAGCCCCCCGACAUCAUGCACGACUACCCGAGCAUCCGGGAGGUCUACCUGAUUUGCAACACCACCAACCUCGGGGUCGUCACUCCCCUCGGGUACAACGGGCUGCUGAUCUUGAGCUGCACCUUCUACGCUUUCAAGACCAGAAAUGUUCCGGCGAACUUCAACGAGGCCAAGUACAUCGCCUUCACCAUGUACACCACCUGCAUCAUCUGGCUGGCCUUCGUGCCCAUCUACUUCGGCAGCAACUACAAGAUCAUCACCAUGUGCUUCUCCGUCAGCCUCAGUGCCACCGUGGCGCUGGGCUGCAUGUUCGUGCCCAAGGUGUACAUCAUCCUGGCCAAGCCCGAGAGGAACGUGCGCAGCGCCUUCACCACGUCCACCGUGGUGCGCAUGCACGUGGGGGAUGGCAAGUCCUCCUCCGCCGCCAGCAGGUCCAGCAGCCUCGUCAACCUGUGGAAGAGGAGAGGCUCCUCGGGGGAAACCCUAAGGUACAAAGACAGGAGACUGGCCCAGCACAAGUCGGAAAUAGAGUGUUUCACCCCCAAAGGGAGUAUGGGGAAUGGUGGGAGAGCAACAAUGAGCAGUCCUUCAGGAUUUAUCUCUGCGAUAUUCAGCUCCAACGGGAAGUCGGUCACGUGGGCCCAGAACGAGCGCAGCGGGCGCGGGCAGCACCUGUGGCAGCGGCUGUCCAUCCACAUCAACAAGAAGGAGAACCCCAACCAGACGGCGGUCAUCAAGCCCUUCCCCAAGGGCACGGAGGGCCGCGGCCUGGGCGCGGGCGGCGGGGCCGGGGGCGGCGGGGGCGCGGGCUCCUGCGCGGGGGCCACGGGCAGCAGCGGCACCAGCUGCACCCCUGCGGGCCCCGGAGGCCCCGAGCCCCCCGAUGCCGGCCCCAAGGCGCUGUACGACGUGGCGGAGGCCGAGGAGCAGCUGCCCGCGCCCGCGCGCCCGCCCUCGCCCUCCAUCAGCACGCUGAGCCGGCGCGCGGGCCCGGCCGGCCGCCCCGACGACCAGGACGCGCCGCCGCCGCCGCCCGCGCUGUCCUCGGAGCCCGCGGCUCGCGGCGGCAGCAGCAGCAGCAGCGCCUCGCAGGGCUCGCUCAUGGAGCAGAUCAGCAGCGUGGUGACCCGCUUCACGGCCAACAUCAGCGAGCUCAACUCCAUGAUGCUGUCCACCGCCGCUGCCCCCGCCCCCGGGCCCGGCGCUGGCGCCCCGCUCUGCUCCUCCUACCUGAUCCCCACAGAGAUCCAGCUGCCCACCACGGUGACCACCUUCGCCGAAAUCCAGCCUCUGCCCGCCAUCGAGGUCACGGCUGGGGGGGCGCAGCCCGUGGGAGCAGCAGCGGUGGCCCCUCCGGCGGGGGGCGCGGCCCCGGAGAGCCCGGCGGCGCCAGGGCCUGAAGCUGCGGCAGCUGCAGCGGGCAAGCCGGACCUGGAGGAGUUGGUGGCCCUCACCCCGCCGUCCCCCUUCAGAGACUCGGUGGACUCGGGGAGCACGACCCCCAACUCACCAGUGUCCGAAUCCGCCCUGUGCAUCCCGUCGUCUCCCAAAUAUGACACACUGAUCAUCAGAGAUUACACGCAGAGCUCCUCGUCCUUGUGAAAAGUCAUUGGAAACCAACCGCACUGGGUUCUCCUCCCCAUGCAGCCGGGCCGCCCGCGUGCACGUGUCCCCACGCGGUGACAGGUGCCGUCGCCUGGUUUGAGGUCAGAGGUAGAAGAUGGGGAUGUAAAAAAAAGCCGCCCUGGAGACGACGUGAGAUGCACCAGUGCUAUUUCACAUCGACCCGACGAAGACACCACCAACGACAAAUCUUUCGGCAGAUUUUCUUCUAGUGGCCUUAGAAAACAUGGGCUUUUAAGAAACACUGCUGUUUUUUUGAGGGCUGGCAGGAGUCUGCUAAAAAAAAACAAAACAAACAACAACCAGUUACCUACCAAGUGCUUUGCUCUAGGGAAGCAAAGAGUGUGAAACAGCAUCACGGAGGGGGAAAAGGCAUAGCUGAUCAGCAACUGUACAGAGUUCUGUUUUGUUCACUUUAGUUCUUUUCCCAGAAGAGUCUUGGAUUCGCCAAACAUGAAUGUACAUUUUCUAACAAACUGGAAAUCUGGGACCAAAACGUCAACCCAUCUCCUGUUUUGUUUGUUUGUUUCUCUUUUCUUUCUGUUUCCUCCUCCCCCUUUUCUUUUAAAGACUUUGAAAAGCAGUUCCUUGAGCCUGGCAUUUACUGAGGCUUAGUGAGUGUGUCUGAAGCAUAACACACAAUCAGAUCAUGAGUGGUGAGCUGAUAUAUGUAGGGCUUUUCAUCAGAGACUUCCUUCCCUCUCCAAUUUAUUUGUGAAACCCUCUUCCAAAAGCCUGCAUCCGAGAUUCCAUCUAGUUAUUUUAAUUCACCUCCGUUGACCAAGAAAACCAGUGGAAGAUUUCUUGACUAUUUCACCAUGUUGCCAAUCAAACCUGGAGUAGCAAAAAAUAUUUUCUGGAAUACUGUUUUGUAAUUCCCUUACUGGGGUGCGUUGUGUAGCUGGAAAUGCUCUUUAUAACAAUCCUUCUUAAGCUCCAGCUUGGCUAUCUCUUUCAUGAACUGUGGCCACUCCUCCUUAUGAAUGCUGUUCCGUUAGUAUUGCCAGCUAAACUAUUAGCAUAUGCAUUUGGGCUUCUUCCUGCCUUUCUUUUGAGAACCUGCUGCAGAAAAAAGAAAAAGAAAAAAAAAAAAGCUCCUCUGUUCUUUUCAAGUCCCACCACUGGAAGAAGAAUGAUCCAAAGACCCAAUGAAGACAUUGUCACGAUUGGAGGCACUGUUGUUCAAAAAUUAACACCGUCUGAAUACACUGGAAAUGUUAAACUGUGUCAACUCAGCUUAGCAGAGAUUUAGCCAUGCCAGUGAGCAGUGAUUUUAACUUUUCUUGGCUGCUGCAAACAGGGCAGCUAUGAACUAUGACAAAUGUAGAUUUUUCAAAGCAAUACGGAAUACUAAAACAGAGGAACCUUAAUGAAAACAAACCACACAGUCUUUCUUAGCCAUUCCAAAAAGAGGCAAAACAAUUAUGACUAUUUUCCUUUUUAAAGUGAUUAUUAGUAUCAUUCUGUGCAUUUCAUACAGUCACUUUUUAAAUACUGCAGAAAAGAGAUUUAAAGUUAUAAUAGAAACACACAUGCUCUAAUAGGCUCACAUAGAUAGAAUUCACAGCUCAAGACCUGCAUCCACUGUCAUCUCUUUCUUCCUCCCAUUACAGCUAUCCUCAGGUGCCAAAUGUUUUUGAUUUUUAAAUAAGGAUAGUAAUAAAAGGAGGAGAUGUCCUAUAAAUUUCAAGUUCAGUUGACCCAGCCUUAUACUAAAGGUAGCCUUAUGAAAAAGUUUUUCUGUGAGGCAGAAGUACAUUUUUGGCAGAGAGAAAAAUAGGUAAAACCUUUUUUUCUUUUGCUCAAUAUCCUUAUUUGGUAUGUUUUCUUUUUUUUUUUUUUUCACAUCUACUUUUAAAAAAGAAUUCAGAAAUAGAAAUAUAUCAAUUGACCAUAAUUUAUUGUUCUCCACUUUUAAAAACUAUAAUAAAUAUUCUGGACUUCCCUUUCUUGGUACCUGUUUUAGUGUUAAAUUUUAAAUCAAAUCUCCCAAUAUAAAAUAUUCAAAGCUAGCAUUAAUUUACUCAAAUAUAAAUUUAAAACUUCUAACAUCCUAUGACUAAUUUGAAAGAGCAUCAUCAGAGCUCUCAGAUUCCAAAUAUGAUAUGAGACCCUUGAAAGAGAGUGAACCUAGCUAAAUUUUAAGGUAUCAUGGAAAGUAUGCCUCUACUCUAAAAACAAAUGUAAAUAUCUUGAAGUAUUAUUAUCCCUGGAUCCUCAUCUAAAGCGUGGCAUUCACCUGAGGAUUACUGUCUUGAUUCUUAGACAUUGAAACAUUUCUAAAUAUGCUUUACUAUCUAAGUUUUAAAAUGUCUUUCAUAAAACCCUAUUUUGAGUUCCAUUUUACUCUCAAGUAUAAUAAGUUUCACUGUAUUGACCAAUAGAAUGCCAUUUUUAAACUUCUCCAUUAUCAAAUAAUUUCUUUUUAGUAACAUAUUUCUUUUAAAAGUACAUUAAUUUAUUAGAAAUUAUAAUUUAAUGCAAAUAAAUUACCAGGUAAUAAUGCCACAUGAAAUUACAAUCAACUCUAAGAAAAAUAAUCUAUCCAAUUAGGGGACAAGAUGUAUUGUUCUCUGUAUUUCUAUACCCUGUGCCACUUCAUUCUAUACAUUGUAUAAUACAUAUUGUUAGUCGUAGUGCAAUCUUGAGAUUUUUUUUAUUUUGGAAUGAUGCUAAUUCUGUCUCUUUGCCAAUUCUCAUACCAGGUUCCAAGUAAUAAAUCUACAGUACAAAGAAAAAUGAAUAUUCCUUCUAGGGCUAGGAUGUGAACUUCGCAAUUAAUUUGGGUACCUAUCUUCAUUGAAUGUCCUUGAAAACAAUCUGUUCCUGGUGCCCAGUGAUAAUUCAGUUGGGACUAAAAGAAGGGGGAAAGUACAGCGAAAUGCUAAAGUUCAGAAAAGUGAUCCUCCAGGACAGUUUGGUUCCAGGAUGGGAGAAAAAAAAAAAAAAAAAAAAAAAAAAAAAAAAAAGAAGACCUAUUUUGAUCCAGUGAUGUGGACUAUCUAAGCAAUCUACCCAUUCUUUGAUUUGGGGAGACAAGUGGGGGGAGCCUGAGAAAAGCACAUCUGGAUUGGGAAGAACCAUCUGUCUAGAUUAGGGGGGAACAGAGAGAAAGGGAGUAUGGAAAGGAGAACCAGAAAAAAAAAAAUUUGACUGGAAAAAAAUAGCAAAGUCCCAACUGUUGCUAAACCUGGAUAGUAACAGUCUUUCCCAAGCUACUGCUGUUACCAGCACGUGGUCAGGAAGACUAGGAGCUGUGUCUGACUGUAAAUGAAUUGUAUAAUGGCUCUGCUACAGUUCUGUGACUUCCAAACCAGGAAUUAAAUGCAAACAAACAUUUUCUAUGUUAGUCUCCUAGCAAAAUGUACAUGUUUUGGAGACUUCAAAGGUAUUAUCUGAGUUCACAUUUAGCCACAGCUUAUUAAUAACCCUCAAGCUGUCAGUAUCUCUAUAGUUAACCAUUUACAAUUUUAUACUGUGAAAAAAUACAGAUCAGUGAAAAGCAUAAAGGUCAAUUAGAAUUCACUUUAAAGAGGGUCUGAGGCCUGGGAGAUUCUCUACUAUCUGUUGAAAAAUGAGGCAUGUAUAAAAUAGUUGGCUGAAUUUCACUGAUCUUCCCAAUGUGAACAAAUAUACUAUGUAUAUUGUGUGUAUUUCUAGAUUUCAAUGGCAGCUGCUGGUGGUGUUGUAAUUAGAAAUCUAUAUAGAAUAUAGAUGUUUUAGGAAGAUGGUGCCAAUCCUAAAAGAUUUGUGUGGGCUACAAGUGCUUGUACUUAAAUUUUUCUGCACUUAUAACUGAUUUGGUUUAAAAAAAAAUUGUGUGCGUGUAUCUGUUCUUUUUCUGUUGUUGCAACUUGUACUAUUAAAACAAUAGAGAAUGUUAAAUUAUUUUGAUGUGAAUUGCAAAUGAUUUUUUUCAUAAAAUUUAACAUUUUUAUCAGCAUUGUUUCGCUUUGUACUUGUACAAAUGUGUUUUAUUUUAGCAUUUUAAAAUACACUUGCCUGUUUCUCAGUUGUCUAAAUCA